Labrus bergylta (ballan wrasse) is the source of this 1376-nucleotide messenger RNA. RefSeq names its product radial spoke head 3 (gene rsph3). Lineage: Eukaryota; Metazoa; Chordata; Actinopteri; Labriformes; Labridae. Gene Ontology annotation, cellular component: cilium. The record is from RefSeq and is a predicted model, not a curated record.
UCUUUUCCUCCGUUCGUUUUUGUCAUUAGCUUGCCAUCACCAAAAAAAAAAAAAAAACGUAACUUUCUGUAACUAUUAGGAUUACGAUAGUCUGGUAGCGUCUUUAAUAUGGCUUUUGUUUCACACAGCCAGAGAGAUACAAACGGGAGCUACACCUUCUCAAGUCGUCCCAGGCCUGUGGAGACCCGCUCCAAGUACAGAGAGGCUCCGUCUGAACAGACCCAGAUUAAUUAUGGAAACAUAAUGUAUGACCGCCGCGUAGUGAGAGGAAACACUUACGCCCAACACAUCAUACCAACUACAGCUCAACCAGACCUUGCCGAACUACAAAGACAACAAGAGAUCAGGAGGAGAGCCAUUGCUCGAAAAAGAGCGCAAGAGCAGUUCAAGCCGCAGACUCCAGAGGCCCUGCAGGGCAGAAAACAUAUUGAUGUGCAAACAGAUCUGUACCUGGAAGAAUUGAGCGAGGUCAUAGUGGCUCCAGAUAUUGAGUGUCAGACUGACGAUUUCCUGGACAGACCUGCAACUCCACUCUUCAUACCAGCCAAAUCUGGCAAAGAUGUUGAAACACAGAUUGAGGAGGGAGAGCUGUUUGAUUUUGACCGGGAGGUGCAGCCGCUGCUGGAGGUCCUGGUGGGGAAAACAAUUGAACAGUCUCUGGAGGAAGUGAUGGAGGAGGAGGAGCUGGCCUCUCUAAAGGCUCAGCAGAGGGCUUUCCAAGAGCUCAGGAAUAACGAGCUGGCAGAGGUGCAGCGGCUUCGGGAGCAGGAGAGGCGCCGCGGUGAGGAGAAGGAGCGCAGAAUGUCCCAGCAGAAGGAAGUGCUGAAAAGAGAAAGAGAGACUGCAGAGAAGAUCGCUGCCCGUGCAUACACCCAGCAGUACUUGGCUGACCUGUUUCCAGCAGUCUUCACCUCACUGAGGAGCCAUGGCUACUUUUACGACCCUGUGGAGAACGAUAUUAAGACAAAUUUCUUCCCGUGGCUGAUGGAUGAGAUUAACAACAGAUUGGACGAGAGAUACACGGCGAGAGAGCUGCUGGACACUAUCAUCCAUGAUGUCGUCCAGAAGAGACAGGAGGAGUGCGUUCAAGGAGACACAGCCAGCAAAAUCAGACAUGUAGAGACUUGAGUCAUUUAUUCUCAAAAAUAAAACAUGUUGCCAGGGCAGGGUUGCCAAGUAAAUCACAACACCUACAUAAACCGGUUGUUUAAAAAUGUUUAAGAAGAAAAAAAAAAAGAAGGAAAACUGCGAUUACAAGUCUUUAUUUUUCAAAUUUAAAUUAGUUUUUUUAUUCUAAUAUGUAUAUUUGAAUUUGUAAAAUCAAUGAAAUUCAAAUGCAGUUUUGUAGCAGUCAUUUUUCAGCACUUUGCACUUGU